Molecule: messenger RNA, 1347 nt
Organism: Phytomonas sp. EM1
Lineage: Eukaryota; Euglenozoa; Kinetoplastea; Trypanosomatida; Trypanosomatidae
Source: the annotation of a GenBank genome assembly
CAAAUAGUUAGCAUAGAUUUGCACCAAGUCGAAGAUUUCACGCUAAAGAAGUUAAACUCGUUAAAUUUUUUAUCUCAAGCAUACACACAAACAUUCCACUAACCACAGUGCCUACGUUAUUGUAAUGUCAUCAGUGUCAGUCGACGAGCUUCUCAAUGUCACCCUAGGAAAGAAACUAGGUGCUGGGACCUUUGGGUCAGUGCAUGUGGGGGUCUUGCCAAGUGGACGCUUCGUUGCGGUUAAAAUACUUGAGCUUUCUGAUGACGCACCAUCAAACACAGAAGUGGAAAUUCACCGCAAGUUAGUUCAUCCAAACAUUAUUCGUUACUUGCAUAGUCGGAUAGAUGCUGAAAGCACACCUAAGAAGCUGUAUGUUUACUUGGAGUUUGUUACUGGGGGUUCUGUCUCUUCGCUGAUGAAGAGCCUGCCACAGGGAUGUCUUCCGUAUUCGGUAGUACGCGUGUAUGCACGACACAUGUUUCUUGGAUUAGAGUACCUCCAUAGGAACCAAGUCGCGCAUCGCGAUAUCAAAGGUGAUAAUCUCCUCAUUUCUAUGGAUACAGGAGUUGCUAAGCUGGCAGAUUUUGAUCAGGCUAAGAUCAUGAGCACCCAUGAUACUUUGCGGAUGGCUGCCACAGCGACGUUGGCUGGGACACCAUACUGGAUGGCACCAGAAGUUAUUACGGAUGAGUCUGGGUACGACCCUUUCAAGGCAGAUAUUUGGUCAGCCGGAUGCACAGUUGCUGAGAUGUUAACGGGGAGGGCACCAUGGUUACCCAUGUCAAAUCUCAUGCAGGUGAUGAACAAGUUGGCCCUAUCAAUGGACUGGCCCGAUGCAGUGCCCAAGGACCCUGAAAAGUUGGGGUCUAAGGAUGCGUACGAUUUUUUAAACCAAUGCUUUUGUCGGGAUGCAGCCACUCGGCCAAUGGCCAGUGCGCUGUUGAAACACCCUUUCUUAAAUGUGUGAAGGAGGGGAAAAAUUCAUGGGGCAGGGUACUCUGUGCUUUGCAUGUCGUCUUUUUUUUAAAAAAUAUUUUUGUUAUCGUUUAUAUACUGUUGAAUCAGAUGCCUUGACUUAUUCAUUACAAUUUUUUUCUUUUUAAAUGUAGUAUCACUUAACCUUUGUGAUGAAUAUGGGAUGUUUAUGUUUAGCGUAUUUCAUCGUUUAUAGUGCAGCUCAGGCUUUUUACAUAGAAUAGUCGAUUUAAUAUUUGCUUAUAUAUAUGCGUCUUGGUUCAACCGUUUACUCAUCUUUUGUGCUCUUCUCAUCAUUGAUGUUUCAGUUGGGGGAAAAAAUAGGACAUGAAUCGUCAUCAAGUGUGGUAUGGAAAAAUGAAAAUUACUACA